AGCCCUAGCCGAGUCUCCAGAUUUCUCUGGGACCUCUCACUCGGUCACUCCCGAUCCAGCGCCCUUGGCCGUCGCCUCCGCCUGCAAGGGGCACUCCCACGCCCCACAACGCUGCCUGCCUUCGCCUCCCCCCGCGGAGACGAGAGCAGGGCCAGCAAACUUCCCCCCGACUCCAACCCCAACGUCCGGAUCGAUCCCCAUACGGAUCCAACAACUGGUCUUGGCGGCGGCGGGAUUGUUGAGGGCGGCGACGGGACGCAAGCUGUAGAGGAGAGCGACGGGAAAGGGGAAGAGGUACGUUGGCGGGAGGUACUAAGUCAGCCCAGGAAAUUGUGUAAGAAACAAUGGACAGUUCUAAAUCUACUCAAGCACUGAAGAAGAGCCAGACAAUGUUGUCUGGUACAGAUGGCCACCAAUUUGACAAUGACGAGUUCACAUCUGAAGGUGCAUUAGAUAAAAUGGUAGUUUCAAAGUCUGAAACAUCAGAUAAAGGGCAAGAUGAAUUUGGAGAAAACCAUUCCCCAUCUUUGCAGCAAUCAACUCCUUCUAAUACGCCAAACCGUGGAUCUCCAUGUAUCGGGGCAUUCACUAUCCAAUGCGCAAAGUGUUUCAAAUGGAGACUUGUUCCAACAAAAGAGAAAUAUGAAGAAAUACGUGAGCACAUUAUACAGGAACCUUUUGAGUGUGAACGAGCACGUGAGUGGAAACCUGAUGUAACAUGUGAUGACCCCGAAGAUAUAUCUCAGGAUGGAAGCAGACUCUGGGCUAUUGAUAAACCCAAUAUUGCACGAGCCCCUAAUGGAUGGGAAAGGCAGAUUAGAAUAAGAGGUGAAGGAGGCACCAAAUUUGCAGAUGUCCAUUAUCUUCGUUUCAGGUACUAUACUUCUCCUUCCGGGAGGAAACUGAGGUCACAGGUUGAAGUUGAUAAGUACCUCAAAGAGAAUCCAGAGUAUGGUGAGAAGGGUGUAAAAUCAACUCAAUUUUCAUUCCAGAUACCUAGACCUCUUCGGGAGAACUAUGUCAAACAUGUCAAAAAGCGUCCUAAGUUAGCGAGUCCAAGUGAUGAAGCAAACAUAAUCACUUCUAAGCCUCUUCAACCAGUGGAAGCGAACCCCAUAUCCUGGGCAGCUCCUCCAACACAUGAGGGUCAGGCAAGUGAACAAGUUUCUCAUGCCGCUGAUCCAUUUGGAUCAGUAGAGGCGGAGCUAACCCGGAAGAGGAAAGCAGAAAGUUCUCCAGGAGAAGUAAAUGCGUCUGAUGAACUGAAACCCAAGAUAGAGGAUGCUCAGAAUGGAGAUACUUCUACUGCCUGAAAGUCGCAACAUCAUGUACCCGCUGCUCCCCGUCGAUGAUUUCGUUGGUUGAUUCUCUAUUUGCAUUACAUUGUUUGCGGGAGGCAGUUUUUCCUGUAAUGUGAGGCCAUAAUGGUCUUAUAUGUGUACUAUGACAACUAGAGUCUGACCCAAAAUUCGAAGUGUUGGGGACGAAUGUUGUAUCGGAGUCUUGAACCCUUUUGGAUCAUGCAUGUUUAUUACUAGGCCUUUAUGUAGGUAACCUGCUCAUGUAAGAUUAGGCCUGUAUUUUUCUUCUGUAAGAUAAAGAGUUAGUAGGGAGAUGGUUAUGUUAUCACCCUUAUACUGUCUGCUGAGACAUGCGAGUACCUGUUGGUGGUGCAACAUUUGAGCUCAUUAGCAAUGUCCCUAAUUUGGCAGUAUUGACCCA
Brachypodium distachyon (stiff brome) is the source of this 1722-nucleotide messenger RNA. RefSeq names its product methyl-CpG-binding domain-containing protein 2. Gene Ontology annotation, molecular function: DNA binding; zinc ion binding. The coding region runs from base 345 to 1313 and encodes 322 amino acids. The record is from RefSeq and is a predicted model, not a curated record. The transcript is spliced from 5 exons. Lineage: Eukaryota; Viridiplantae; Streptophyta; Magnoliopsida; Poales; Poaceae.